Thecamonas trahens ATCC 50062 is the source of this 1537-nucleotide messenger RNA. RefSeq names its product T2-TrpRS. The transcript is spliced from 2 exons. Gene Ontology annotation, biological process: tryptophanyl-tRNA aminoacylation. Gene Ontology annotation, molecular function: tryptophan-tRNA ligase activity; ATP binding. The coding region runs from base 13 to 1521 and encodes 502 amino acids. NCBI's taxonomy places the organism in Eukaryota, Apusomonadida, Apusomonadidae. The record is from RefSeq and is a predicted model, not a curated record. Gene Ontology annotation, cellular component: cytoplasm.
CAUUGAUUAAUUAUGGACAUUCUCGAGCAGAAGAUUAAGGUCCAAGGCGACAUUGUGCGGAAGCUGAAGGCCGCCAAGGCUGGUGCAACGACCGACGAGGAGCGUGCAUCUCUGUCCACACAGAUCAAGGACGAGGUUGCCAAGCUUCUUUCCCUCAAGGCCGAGAAGGAGGCUUCGUCCUCAGCGCCUUCUACUGCUGACGAGACCGAGGCUGAGGCAGACAAGGCAGACGCAGGGGCAGGGGCCAGCGGACAGGUGGUGACGCCGUGGGAGGUGGAAGGCGGCGAGGAUGGGAUCGACUACGACCGGCUGCUGCGCGACUUUGGCACGCAGGAGAUCACGCCCGAGCUCAUCGCCAGGGUGGAGGAGCUGACGGGCAAGCCGGCGCAUCCGUGGCUCCGGAGAGGGCUCUUCUUCUCGCAUCGCGAUCUGAAGGAGCUGCUUGAUGCGUACGAGGCAGGCACGCCGUUCUAUGUCUACACCGGGCGCGGCCCGUCGUCUGACUCGAUGCACGUCGGCCACCUCAUCCCCUUCCUCUUCACAAAGUACCUGCAGGACGCCUUCGACGUCCCUCUGGUCAUCCAGAUGACCGACGACGAGAAGUUCCUGUGGAAGAACAUGUCGCUCGAUGACGCUGCCAUCUUCCUCCGUGAGAACGUCAAGGACAUCAUCGCCGUCGGCUUUGACCCGGCCAAGACCUUUAUCUUUGCCGACACCGACUACAUCCAGCACCUCUACCCGAACGUGCUCAAGAUCCGCAAGGCUACGACCGGCUCCAUGGUCCGCGCCAUCUUUGGCUUUACCAACUCGGACAACAUCGGCAAGUGGGGCUUCCCGGCCGUCCAGGCCGCGCCCUCGUUCGCCUCUACCUUCCCACACAUGUUUGGCAACCGCCGCGACAUCCGCUGCCUCAUCCCAGCCGCCAUCGAUCAGGACCCGUACUUCCGCCUCACCCGCGACGUUGCACCCAAGCUCGGCUACCUUAAGCCCUCACUCAUCUACACCCGCUUCUUCCCGGGCCUGCAGGGCGCAGGCUCAAAGAUGGGCUCGUCCUCGCCCAUGUCCGCCAUCUUCCUCACCGACUCGAAGAAGCAGAUCAAGAAGAAGAUUGGCGCAUGCGUCUCCGGUGGCGGCGAAACUAUCGAGGAGCACCGCGCCAACGGUGCUAACCUCGCCCGCGACAUCCCCUUCCAGUACCUCGAGGUCUUCCUCGACGACGACGCCCGUCUCGAAGAGAUCCGCGUCGAGUACUCGGCCGGCCGCAUGCUCACCGGAGAGGUCAAGAAGGAGCUCAUCGCCAUCAUGGCCGACCUCGUUGCAAACCACCAGGCUGCCCGUGCCAAGGUCACCGACGAGCAGGUCACCGAGUUUAUGUCCGUCCGCUCCUUCGACCACCUCGGCCUGGCCGAGUUCCGUGACUACGCCAAGAAGCAGACCGGCAAGCAGAAGAAGAAGAAGAACAAGAAGAAGGCGACGCCGGCCGAGCCGGCCGCUGCCGCUGCACCGACGAGCACAGCGUAAACCAUUUACAGAACUG